This is a messenger RNA of Patella vulgata (common limpet), 1441 nucleotides long. RefSeq names its product general transcription factor IIE subunit 1. The transcript is spliced from 5 exons. The record is from RefSeq and is a predicted model, not a curated record. Gene Ontology annotation, biological process: transcription initiation at RNA polymerase II promoter; transcription open complex formation at RNA polymerase II promoter. Gene Ontology annotation, cellular component: transcription factor TFIIE complex. The coding region runs from base 135 to 1367 and encodes 410 amino acids. NCBI's taxonomy places the organism in Eukaryota, Metazoa, Mollusca, Gastropoda, Patellidae.
AGAAUUUCAAAAAUGGCGGCCUCCAUGAAAAGAUUAAUUGAAGAGAAUGAUAAAGAAAUAAUGAAUAUCACAUGUUCUGAUGAAUAAUUCUAUGUAGACAUUAUUUCUUAUGUUAAAUAAUUUAGGUGCAAAAAAUGGAUUCCGAUACUCUUCUCACUGAAGUUCCAGAACCAUUGAAACGCUUAACAAGACUCAUUGUCAGAGGCUUUUAUUCAAAGCAACAUGCAAUAGUUAUCGAUAUCAUUGUCAGACUAGCUUGCAUCAAAGAGGAUGAUAUGAUAGAGCUAUUGAAGUUUGAAAGAAAACAAUUGCGAGCGUUAAUCAACACUUUAAAAAAUGACAAGUUUGUUAAAGCCCAGAUGCGUGUGGAAACAGAUGCAGAAGGAAAAACAACCAGACAUAAUUAUUACUUUGUUAAUUAUAAUGUGUUUGUUAAUGUGGUUAAAUAUAAAUUAGAUCAUGUUCGGAGAAAAAUUGAAAUGGAGGAGAGAGACAACACAAGUCGUGCAUCUUUUAAAUGUCCUUCGUGUAUGAAAACAUACACAGACUUAGAAGCUGGUCAGUUAUUAGAUUUCAUGACACAAACAUUAAAAUGUACUUAUUGUAAUACUGAAGUGGAAGAAGAUGAAACAUCCAUGCCAAAACAGGAUGCUCGAACUAUGUUAGCUAAAUUCAAUGAACAGAUACAACCAAUAUAUGAUUUGUUAAAAGAAUGUGAAGACUAUAAAUUAGCACCUGAGGUCCUUGCUCCUGAACCAGUUGAUUUAAAGAAAAAUUUAAGAAAUCAAAAUGCCGGUGGAUCUAAAUCAGCUAGCGAUAGAGAAAAUGCUACAUGGAGUGGUGAAUCAACUAGAAAUAUAGGGUUUAAUUAUUCUGAAAGUAGUGUUACUAUUAAUAUGAGAGAAAACGACUUUACAUCACCAACUAAAGAUAAGAAAGAGAGACCCGUUUGGAUGACAACAAGUACUGUUGAUGGUAUACCGAUGCUUGAUGCCAAAGAGGAUGAUGCCUCGAAAGCAGAAGUGGGAACAUCUCAUGAAAAUAAUACACCUGUUAGUAGAGAUGACAUAAUGCAGACAUUAUUAGUCCAUGAACCAAAGGCAUCAACUGCUGGAGGUUUACCAUCUGCUAGAGGUGAAGAUAGUUCAAGUAGUGAUUCAGAUGAAGAUAAACCUACUACAUCUGCUGGUGUUGUGGAGGAAAUGGAAAGUGAUGAUGAUGACGAAGCUGUUGCUAUGGUGAUAAUAGGAGAUAAAAAGGUGCCAUUACAUGAGGUAACGGAUAGUAUGGUAGCUCAAAUGACACCUGCAGAAAAAGAAGAAUAUAUUAGAUUAAGUCAAGAAAUGUAUGAAGAUAUGUAUGAAUAAAUUCUCUUUAAAAGGGAAUUUCUCUAUUGUUAAAUAAUUUUCAGUGUUAAUAAAAAAUAUUUUUAUGUAUCAAA